GCGCAUUUUUGGAGGCUGGACUCCUGAGACUUCAGGGCUUCGCUUUCUGGAACCAGGUCCCUUAUGAAGAUCGCUGUUCUCGGUGCAAACGCGGUUACGUCCCUAAAGUGAGAUCCGUUGGAUUCUCCUCCGUCCUGUCCAGCCCGGAACGACAAGUCGGAGCACUGUAUUUCCUGAUUGACCUUGUUGGCAAUCACUUCCGCCCAGGGGUUUGUAAUACCCGAGGCCCUUUGGCGGCGAACGACAAGGCACUUCCGGUGUAUGUUGCCAAGGCGCCGGCCUGGUGGGCCUGAAGGGACGACGUUACUGUCGUCCUCUCUCCCCCCCCCCCCUUUUGGGGGUCGAGAUGUCGGGGCUCAGCUAUCCAGAGAUGGAGGGCUGUCGUAACCUGCUCGGCCUACUAGACAACGAUGAUAUCAUGGCCCUGUGCGACACCAUCACCAACCGCCUGGUGCAGCCUGAGGACCGCCAAGAUGCUGUUCGUGCAAUAUUAAUGUACAGUCAAAGUGUAGAAGAACUUUUGAGGCGUAAGAAAGUCCACCGAGAAGUCAUAUUUAAGUACUUGGCAACACAGGGGGUUAUUGUACCUCCAGCUACUGAAAAGCACAAUCUUAUUCAGCAUGCAAAGGAUUACUGGAAAAAGCAGUUACAUCUGAAAUUGAAGGAAACACCAGAGCCAGUUAAGACAGAGGACGUUAGACUAUUUCAACAGCAGGAAAAAGAAGAUAAAAAAGCUGAAAAAGUUGAUUUUCGUCGAUUAGGAGAAGAAUUCUGUCACUGGUUCUUUGAACUUCUUAAUUCUCAGAAUCCUUUUCUGGGACCACCUCAAGAUGAGUGGGGGCCACAGCACUUCUGGCACGAUGUCAAGCUUAGGUUUUAUUACAACACCUCUGAACAAAACGUGAUAGACUACUAUGGAGCAGAAAUUGUGAGCCUUCGUCUGCUGUCACUAGUGAAAGAAGAGUAUCUUUUUCUUAGUCCCAACCUAGAUUCCCAUGGACUGAAAUGUGCCUCUUCUCCCCAUGGUCUGGUUAUGGUUGGAGUUGCUGGGACUGUCCACCGAGGGAACACUUGUUUGGGCAUUUUUGAACAAAUUUUUGGACUCAUACGCUGCCCUUUUGUGGAAAAUACGUGGAAAAUCAAAUUUACCAACCUGAGAAUUAUUGGAGAGGGUUCUCUUGCUCCUGGAACAUUAACAAAACCAGCUAUUACAUUCGAACCUAGUGAUCUAGAGGCCUUUUAUAAUGUAAUUACUUUAUGUGGUACCAAUGAAGUACAACUUAAUGUAAAGCAGGCAUUGGAUAGUGGAACUGGAGACCAAGCUUUAUGCAGUGGAGAUGAGGCAUUGUUGAACAAAAGAGAACUGAGUUUACCCAACCCUCUAAAGCACUGAACAUUGUAUGUCAGUCUAAAAAUCCCUCUAUACAGAAACUUUUCCAAAUGUCACAUCAGUAAUGUCUAAGUGAUUUCAGGUGCGAUGAUUGACAUAUUUUAAUUGAAAUAUCUUUCUUGACAAUAGACUAACAUAUUAUUGAAUACUUGCCUCUUUCUACCUGAGUUGCAGCAAAUAUUCUGAGAGCUAAUGCAGUUCAUCAAAUAAAUCCCACUUUAGAUGGUAUAACUAAUGGUGUGCCUUAGAAACCAGGUAAUAUUUUCAUUUUACUUAGUGAAUAUUCUGCUAAUAUCUGUACUUUUCAUGUGGGAAAGGUUUAAUGUAAACUCAAAGUUAUCAUUUUAGAAAACUUGAGUGACAGUCUCAUGCAAAAAGUCCAAUAAUUUAGCAGGUGGAGAAAAAUUUACUUUGCCUUAUUAAAAUUUGAGGAACUUUUCAAAGUUCGUCCAAGCUAAAUAUCUUAAAAUUUGUAACAUUUUCUGAACUCUUUUGGGCAAUGAUAAGUGCUAUUCUCAAAACAGACCUUAUUCUUAUCUAAGGCUUCAGCUAACAGUUUUAUAGAACAUUUAUUAUAAUACCAUAUAAAGGAAACAUACUGUUGAAAUUUUUUAAAAGGUGUGCCCAGUUCUAACUUAAAUGAAUUACUAUUUCCUCUUGAUUGAUCUUGGAAGAGGUGACCAAAAAAACCCCCAAAACACACACACA
This is a messenger RNA of Ailuropoda melanoleuca (giant panda), 2098 nucleotides long. It is a transcript of the gene C1H3orf38, whose product is annotated as chromosome 1 C3orf38 homolog. The record is from RefSeq and is a predicted model, not a curated record. The coding region runs from base 347 to 1393 and encodes 348 amino acids. NCBI's taxonomy places the organism in Eukaryota, Metazoa, Chordata, Mammalia, Carnivora, Ursidae. The transcript is spliced from 3 exons.